Eriocheir sinensis (Chinese mitten crab) is the source of this 5393-nucleotide messenger RNA. It is a transcript of the gene ClC-c, whose product is annotated as H(+)/Cl(-) exchange transporter 4-like. The transcript is spliced from 13 exons. The record is from RefSeq and is a predicted model, not a curated record. Bases 149 to 2677 code for a protein of 842 amino acids. Gene Ontology annotation, biological process: chloride transport; transmembrane transport. Gene Ontology annotation, cellular component: Golgi apparatus; synaptic vesicle; membrane. NCBI's taxonomy places the organism in Eukaryota, Metazoa, Arthropoda, Malacostraca, Decapoda, Varunidae. Gene Ontology annotation, molecular function: voltage-gated chloride channel activity.
UGCGCUUAGUAACGCUUCAGGGCUCGUGGAGGGAGGGUGUACGUGUGUGUGUCUCUGUGUGUGGCUGUGUAGGUGAGAGACAGGAAAGGGAGGAUGCUGUCUUGGGGACGUCUUGAAAAUAUUUGAUUCUCCUACGUGACCUUCUAUCAUGAUGAAGAAAAGGUUCCGACACUCCCCGAGCAGCGCGGAGAUGGAAACUAAACCUUUGACUCGCCAUGGAGCAAUGAACAGUAAUCCACUGAGUCGCCACCCCAACUACCAGGCCCUGAGUCAGCCCUCGCACACCACCGUCCCCAGUGGGUCGCCCCAAGAGAGGGAGGAGGACUGCAUACUGGAGAGCCCCGUGCAUUACGAGGACAUGGAGGAGCCCGGACCUGCCCACCAGAGUUAUGUCUCCUUUGCGGGCGGUUCGGGCACCAACAACUCCUCCGCUGCAAACCUGACCGCCAUGGAGUCCGAGGAGCAGGAGUUCCAGGGCAUCGGCCAGUAUGACGACUUUCACACCACGGACUGGCAGCGCGAUAUAGCCCGGGACCGCAUGAGACACCGGUAUAUCGCCAAGAAGAAGGAGGAGAGCAUUUGGGACUGGGUCAAGAGUGGUCACGAUGCUUGGUCUGGGUGGCUGUGUGUGUUCCUCGUGGGCGUCAUUGCUGGUGCGGUCGCGGGAAUGAUCGACAUUGGGGCCAGCUGGAUGUCGGAUCUCCGUUUCGGCAUAUGUCCGCAGAAGUUUUGGUUCAAUCAGGAACAAUGCUGUUGGUCAUCUAAUGAAACCAUCCAUGGAUACGACAACUGCUCCAGCUUCUUCCUGUGGCCGGAGGUGUUCGGAAACUCCCCCGAUGGAGCUGGCGGCUUCAUCAUCUCCUACAUCUUCUACAUCCUCUGGUCGCUGCUCUUCGCAUCCCUCGCCGCAUCCCUGGUCAUGAUGUUCGCACCCUACGCAUGUGGCUCUGGUAUCCCUGAGAUCAAGACCAUUCUGAGUGGCUUCAUCAUCCGCGGGUACCUGGGCAAGUGGACCCUGCUGAUCAAGUCCCUGGGCAUGAUCCUGGCUGUGUCCGCUGGGCUGUCCCUGGGCAAGGAGGGGCCGCUGGUGCACGUGGCCUGCUGCAUAGGUAACAUUCUGGCGUACCUGUUCCCUAAGUACGGCAAGAACGAGGCUAAGAAGAGGGAGAUCCUGUCUGCGGCGGCGGCGGUGGGCGUGUCCGUGGCCUUUGGGGCGCCUAUCGGAGGUGUGCUCUUCAGCCUGGAGGAAGCGUCAUACUACUUCCCGCUCAAAACACUCUGGCGGUCGUUUUUCGCGGCUCUGGUGGCGGCUUUUGUCCUCCGCUCCAUCAACCCCUUCGGCAAUGAGCACCUUGUCCUCUUCUAUGUCGAGUACAACAAGCCGUGGAUCUUCAUUGAGCUGGUGCCGUUCAUCCUCCUCGGUGUCAUUGGGGGCAUCAUCGGCACCCUCUUCAUCAAAUUCAACAUUCGCUGGUGUCGUUACCGCAAGACAUCGCUGCUUGGACAGUACCCUAGGCUGGAGGUCCUGGCCGUCACCCUGAUCACCGCCUUCAUUGCCUACCCCAACCCUUACACUCGCAUGAAUACCUCCAACCUGAUCUACCUACUCUUCUCGCAGUGUGGCGUGGCGAACAGCGAUAUUUUGUGUGACUACCAGCGUAACUUCACCAGCGCAAACACGGCCAUCGAAAUCGCAGCGGCCGGUCCCGGGGUGCUUAAGGCUGUGUGGUUGCUGUCCCUCGCCCUCAUCUUCAAGUGCGUGGUUACCGUGUUCACAUUCGGGAUUAAGGUACCUUGUGGGCUGUUUAUCCCCUCGCUGGCCAUGGGCGCCAUCAUCGGGAGACUGGUGGGGAUCGGCAUGGAGCAGCUUGCAUAUUAUAACCAGGAGUGGGCAGUGUUUGCGGGGGAGUGCAGCACCGGGGAGAACUGCAUCACGCCCGGGCUAUACGCGAUGGUGGGUGCGGCGGCUGUGCUUGGCGGAGUUACCAGGAUGACAGUAUCCCUCGUGGUCAUCAUGUUCGAGCUGACCGGCGGGGUACGCUACAUCGUCCCACUGAUGGCUGCAGUGAUGGCCAGCAAGUGGAUAGGCGACGCUUUCGGCAAGGAGGGGAUCUACGACGCGCACAUCAUUCUCAACGGCUACCCCUUCCUAGACUCAAAGGAGGAGUUCAGCCACACCACCCUGGCCCAUGACGUGAUGCGGCCCGGGAAGAACGAGUCAUUCUUCGUCAUAACGCAGGACAGCAUGACCCUGGAGGACGUGGAACAGCUGCUUCGGGAGACGGACCAUAAUGGCUUCCCUGUGGUGGUGAGCCGACAGUCGCAAUACCUGGUCGGGUUCGUCGCCAGGAGGGACCUCAACAUUGCCAUAAGCCAGGCCAAGAAGAACACUGAGGGGAUCGUCGGCGAGUCCCUGGUUCUCUUCACAUCCUCGGUCCCGUCGCCGUGGCUCGGACCUCCGCCGCUUCGCCUCCGCAAGAUCCUGGACCUCGCGCCGAUCACCAUCACCGACCAGACCCCAAUGGAGACCGUGGUGGACAUGUUCCGUAAGCUGGGGCUCCGGCAGACACUCGUAACGCAUAACGGCCGCCUCCUUGGGAUCAUCACCAAGAAAGACGUUCUCCGCCACAUCAAGUUCUUGGAGAGUGAAGACCCAGAGUCCGUUCUCUUCAACUGAGCAGCCGCACCAUAGCCACAUCACCACCACCACCACCACAGCCAGCCAGCCCCAUGAAGCCAGGCCACUACCACACCACGAUACUACCACAGCCAUACCUAGGGACAGCCAGCCGCAGCCCUAGCCAAGCCUAGUGACAUCGCCAUAUUGUCACAGUCAGCUGGCCACAUCCCUAGCCAGACUACCACAUACCUACAGCCAGCCCCAUGAAGCCAGACCACUACCACAGCCAUACCCAGGGAUAGCCGCAGCCCUAACCGAACACACUGACACCGCCAUAUUGUCAGUCAGCCACAUCUCUAGCCAGACUACCACCACUACUGCUACCACAGUCAGCCACAUCCCCAGUCAGACCACCACUGCUACUACAAUAUGUCACACCCAGACCCAACCAGACCACCGACACCAUAGCCACAUCUCUAUCAUACCCACAACCAGAUCCCUAAGCCAGACCACUACUACUACUACUACCAUAGCCACACCCAGACUCUACCACUACCAUACAACCACACCAGCCAGACCUACAGCCUCAACCACAUCCCAAGCCAGACUUCCAAAGCCACACUACUACCACACCAUAUGUCGAAUUCCCUCAAAAAAUAUGGUUGGUUGAGUGUUUGUUAUGACCACAUCUUGUCACACCACCACAGUCACACCUCAGUCAUACCCACAGUGAGCCACAUCCCUGAAUCAGACCACUAAGCCAGACCACCACCACUACCAUACCUAUAGACAACCACAUCUCCAGAAAUCAAACUACCACCCAGCCACAUCACUAAACCAGUUCCAGCCACACCACCACCUCUACCACAUGUCGGAUGCCCCCAUAAAAAGCUGGUUGGGGGUUUAUAUAGCCACACCCAGAGCUGUGAAGCCACAUCCUCAGAGCAGGUUAGCCACAUCUCAUGACCAAAAAAGAUAGUUCUGGGUUUAAAUAUUGACACCUAGCCACAUCACAGUCCAGAAAUCCAGUUUGAAGUUGAAUUUAACCACACCCAGCCACACUCAAAGACCUCAAACCACAUCUUCAGAGCAGUUUAGCCACAUCACAGUUCAUAAGGUCAGUGUUAAGCCACAUUUCAAGCCACACUGAUUAACUUAACCACAUCCAGAGCUCAAGACUGUAUACUUAUGACCUACUAACCACAUCACAAGCCCAAAACAGCCACAUCUCAGAACUGAAAAGCCAGAUAUGAUUUAGUGGAAGUGUGUCAUAUCAUGAGCCACACCCAGACUCUUGAAACCAUAUACUCAAAAGACAUCAGCCACAUCCCAAGCUCAAAAUAGCCACAUCUUAGUCCCGGAAAGCCAGAUAUUUGUAUGUGCCACAUCUUGAGCCACACCCAGACCGGUGACCACAUACUCAGUGCACAAUAACCACAUAUCAGACCCGAAAACCCAGAUAUUUGCCGGUGUCACAUCCCAAGCCACACUUAUAACUGUGACCACAUACUUUAAAGAUAUAUUCAAGCUCUCCCUCAUCCAGGCCACACCCCUAGACCCCAGCCCUCCACUAACCACUCCUCCCCAUGACCACAUCCCUGUCCUGACCACCAUGACCUCCCUUCUCCUCCUCACCCCCUAACCACAUCCCUAUACCCUCCUUCACCCCUCUCCCUCCCCCUCUCAUCCUGACCACAUCCCUAGCCCCUCCCUCACCCUUCUCCCUCUUCCAUCAUGACCACAUCCCUAAACCCUCCUUCACCCCUCCCUCUCCUGACCACAUCCCUAGCCCUCCUUCACCCCUCCCCCCUUCCCUCCUGACCACAUCCCAAGUCCCUCCUUCACCCCCACCCCCCUCCAAUCCUGACCACAUCCCUAGGCAGCUCAGUUUCCCUUGUAAUGAGAGGUGUGGCUCAAGGGUGUGGUCAGGGUGUGGCUUAGUAUAAAAAGAGAAGGUAAUAUUUUAAUGAUAAUUAUAUAGAGAAUUAUUUAUUUAUGGGUAGGGUGAAAAUUUAUUAUUAUUAUUAUUAUUAUUAUUAUUAUUUUGGGAACUCUAAUGCUGCUAACCAAUUACCUCAUUGAUAAUAAUAAUAAUGAUAAUUGUCAAAUGGUGUAAUUAUAUCAAACUUAAGUAGAAAUUAUAUAUAUAUUAAGCCUGAUUUUAAACAUUAUUAUUAUUAUUAUGUGUGUGUGUGUGUGUGUAAGCCUUCAAAAUCAUAACACUAUCUGACUUACAUUGGGCUAGUUUGGGCUGAAAGAGAGGAAAUAGUGGGCUAUAUUGGGCUGGGCAAGCUAGAUUGGGCUAUAUAAUUUAUAUAGAUUCAUAGGGCUGGAAAAUAGUAGACAAGUAUGGGCUAGGUAUGAUAGACUUGGGCUAGUUUGGGCUACAGGGGUUUGGUCUAUAGCUGCAGUGUGGGCUAAAUAUGGUAGAAUUGGGCUAGUUUGGGCUUGAGUGGUGGGGUCUAUGGCUACAGUGUUGGCUGGAAAUAGCAUGUUUGGGCUAAUUUUGGUCUUGGUUGGGCUGGAAAUAAUGUGCUUGGGCUAUUUUUGGUCUAAUUGGGCUGGAAAUGAUGGGAUUGGGCUUCUUUUGGACUAGUUUGGAAAAGUCACAGUUGGUCUACUUUUGAUUUUGGUCUGGAGACAAUGUGGGUUGGCUAUUUUCUGGUCUUGGGCUAUUUUGGGUCUGUUGCCUGGAAAUAACAUGAUUGGGCUAUUUUUUGGUCUAGGUCAGGCUAAUAUUAGGUCUUGAUUGGGCUGGAAAUAACAUGGUUGG